GAUGACUCAGGCCUGUAGGUCUUCACCUUCCCUACGGUUGGCAUUUCAAACUUCAGAAGCAGAAAGUGAGAGAGGGAUAAAAAGCAAGAACUUCAGGAGAAGAGAAGGAGGAAGGAGAAACGAGACGAGUGUGUGAGGAAAUAAAUUAAAUACGACGUUGUGAGAUCUUCAUACACACAUACAGGUAUGAGUAAUCGCUCCAUCGCGUGGUGGCUCAAACAGAUCGGCCUGCCGCAGUACACACAGACCCUGGAGAGAGAGUAUUAUGGGCUGGAGGGCCUUUUGAUGGUUACUGAUGGUGACUUGAUGUUGAUGGGUGUUGAAGAUGCUGAUCACAGAGUGACCAUAUUAACUAAUCUAAAAAAACACCAACAGAGUUUACAGUCAGGCUCACCCACUGCUCAGUGUCAGGCCUCGCCCCUGACACACACAGAGCGUUUCCAGGCCAGAGAAAAGAAAGUGAGCAGAAAGUUCUCUUUCAGUUCAUCUGACCUGUUUCGCCAGAGCAUCAUUCCACGCUUCAGUCGCCAUAACAACCACACCCUCUCCAUGUCCUGCUCCAGUCUCCUCCCACUCGACGACCGGCAUCAUCCCAUCUCCAUCAAACCCAAACACAGUAAGAGGAAGAGUGUCGGAAUUUUCAUCGCUCAGGUGUUUUCAAAUCGUAAGGAUAUGGACUCUCUGAAGAAAGAACUGGAAGAGGAGCUUAAACUGAGUACCGACGAUGUCAGGAGUCAUGCCUGGUAUCACGGGCAGCUACACAGAGAGGGAGCAGAGGAGCUGUUGAAAAAUGACGGGGAUUUCUUGGUGCGAGACUCUAGCAUGAAUGCCAAUGACUACGUCUUGAGCUGCAUGUGGAAAAAGCAGUGUAUGCACUUCAAAAUCAUCCGCAUUGUCCUCCGACCAAAACAGGGUUACUCAAGGGAGCUGUUUCAGUUUGAGAAUGAUCAAUUCGACAAUGUUGCCGCUCUGGUGCGCUUCCACGUAGGGGGGCGUCAACCAAUAUCGCAGGCUUCCGGAGCUGUCAUCUCUCACCCAGUCACGCGUACCCUUCCUUUGCGGGUCAUCAGUGAGCGCCAGACAGUGAAGUUGUCCAACAUAAGCUCUGCAGCAGCACCUCACUGGCCGGGAGAGAAGGGCAAGAGGCGGAGCUUGAGCUCCACACAUGUGGACAUGCUUCAGGUCAACAAUUACAACCUGCUCAGGAGUGGCAGUCAACCUGCUAAUUUAGAGACCGUAGGAAAACCAUCACUACAGUCAGCACAAUCAGACAGCAACCUUCGCCCAGUUCUUCCCCAGAGUAUUCCAGUGCAGGAACCUCUCUCCCCAGUGUUCCGUACAGGCAGUGAGCCUUUACUGAGCCCUGGCUCCAUCCACUCACGCAAUUCCAGGCGGUUAGCCACAGGAGGCUGUACACUCCGUGGUUCUGAUGGACAGUUGCAUUCUCGGGCUCCACCCAAACCAGUCAGAGUUUCCACCCUGUUUCAAGCAAAAUCACCAACCAUACCACAGAUCGAGGUCAACCCCGCCUCCGUCUAUGAUGAACUUGUGCCUCAGAUCCCUUCGUCAAUGCUGCCCAAAGGUCCAGCUGCUCGUCUUCGUGCUCAAGAGAAAUGGAGCAGCCGGGCACGUAUCACCGAAACGAGCUUUACUUUUCUUGAGGCACAGACAGAUGAGGAAGAGCAAGAGGCAGAGAAAGAGAAGAGAGACAGAAUGACAGAGGUAGCAAGAAAUGGAGAUGACUGGCGGUUCCUCCGUCCUGAAACAGAGACAACCUCGUCCUUUCGCCUGGAUGCAUUCCGCUCACUGCUGCUGCCCGACAACAACCGGCCACUGGAGCAGAGUGUACUACAUUCACUCAAAGAGCUGUUCGCUCACACGGACGCUAACACCACUGCUCUGCACAUGCUCAGUGUGGACUGCCAGGUGGCACGUGUGACGGGUGUGACUGAGGAGCAAAAGAGGAUGAUGGGAGUGAACUCUGGACUGGAACUCAUCACACUGCCACAUGGGAGCCAGCUGAGACAGGACUUGCUGGAGAGACAUCACCUAUUAGCACUGGGUGUGGCCUUGGACGUGCUGGGCUGUACAGGCUCAAUCAACCAGAGGGCACUGGUGCUCCAUAAGGCCAUCCAGCUGGCUCAAGCUCUGCGCUCUACUGCCCACGACCUCUAUGCCUUCAGCGCCAUCAUGAAGGCCCUUGAGCUGCCGCAGGUGAUCCGGUUGGAGAUGACAUGGCGAGUGUUGAGGAGGAACCACACUGAGAGCGCUGUGAUGUUUGAGAAAACCCUGAAGCCCUUCAUGAAGGCACUCAAUGAGGGCGAUGAGUCGGUGGUGUCCGGCCCCCUGUCCCUGCCCCACAUGGUGCCGUUGUUAAAGCUGAUGGAGGGAGAGGAUGGAGUGGAGAACAGCGAGAGAGGCUGCCAGCUCCUCUACAACAUCCUACAGUCCUCACGCCAUGUCGCUCAUCACGCUAAAGACUACCAACAACACGCGCAUGCACUGCUAUCUGCAGGUUGGGAGCCAAUCCCGGAGCUACUGGAGGUCUUCCACACUGAGUUUGCUCUGCGUCUGUUCUGGGGUCACGCAGGAGCCGAGGCAGCUCGAAAGGAACGCUAUGAAAAAUUCGACAAGAUCCUCACCGUCCUCUCUGACAAACUGGAGCCGGCUCAGACCUCCGAACUCUGACCUUUGAACAGGAAGCAGGAACUUAGGCUGAAAGCAAUUUUCUCUGAUUGGAUGAAAGAUAUGGGAAGCUGAGGAAACUUUUCGAAAGCAGUGGGAAGGUUUUCUCUGAUUGGAUGGAAAUUUUUGAUUUUUUUUCUCUAAUUAGAUGGAAAUAUCUGGAACGAGCUAAAGUUUAUUUCUGAUUGGAUGGAGUCCAGGGAAAGCUCUUCUCCCAUUGGAUGGGAUCUGGUUUGAACUUGUGGAACUGACUAAAGGUUGAGUGGUAAAAUCUCUUACUGGCUGUAAUUUGUGGAAAGCUUUCCUCUGACUGGACAGGAUUCACAGACAACAUAUGAAGUUUAUCUGCUGUUUGCCAUCAGGUCAAAAUGAAAACGGGAAAAUCAAAGAAAAUAUGAUACGAGUAAAAAAAAACAACUUUUGCGAUGAGCAGAAAUGGACUUCAGACAUCAUCGUCAUCAUCAUCAUCAUCAUUAAAGGCCUUCAGACUCAGAGUUACCAAAGAGAAAUGUUUAUUUUUGGAUUUAGACAUGUUUACACAUUCCAUCGUCCACCUCUCUCUGUGUGUGUGUGUGUGUGUGUGUGUGUGUGUGUGUGUGUGUGUGUGUGUGUGUGUCCUGAACAGUGUCCGCACUUGUGCCUCCCUGUUUCUGUGAAUGUUUGUUUUCUUACAAUGUCAAACACUGGAAAUUAUACAUUUCUUUUGAUAAUAAUAAUAAUAAUAAUAAAAACCUUUCUUGUACAGUA
Neoarius graeffei (lesser salmon catfish) is the source of this 3432-nucleotide messenger RNA. It is a transcript of the gene sh2d3a, whose product is annotated as SH2 domain containing 3A. Bases 187 to 2688 code for a protein of 833 amino acids. Gene Ontology annotation, molecular function: guanyl-nucleotide exchange factor activity; phosphotyrosine residue binding. The transcript has 15 exons. The record is from RefSeq and is a predicted model, not a curated record. Gene Ontology annotation, biological process: positive regulation of peptidyl-serine phosphorylation; small GTPase-mediated signal transduction. NCBI's taxonomy places the organism in Eukaryota, Metazoa, Chordata, Actinopteri, Siluriformes, Ariidae.